AAAGGGUGUGUGUAAGUCGAUGGCUUGAGGAUCAUUGACCGAACCAUCACAGUAUAUUAAUGCACAUGUUUAUUCUCAAGCAACUUCAUUUUAAAUUCAAAGCGCCUAUCAGUACGAGUGUUAUAAAACCGAAAGAUAAACAAUUUCCUUUAGUUGAUGUUAAAAAUAGAGCUUUUUACUCAUCCAUUCAACACAUUUAAGUUUUAUCCCAGUUUGAAUGGUAGCAUAUAUUUUUUUUAGAAAAAUAAAGUUGGUAACUAGAAUUUAUGGCAUAAAAGUAUAAUAUAUAAUGAAUAGAAGACAGUGGAAAUCAGGCCGGAUUAUUUUGAUCGUCACUGGCGUUAUUGCUUCUUAUUUGUUAAUACGAGUUAGGAAUUAUGAUCAUGAAAUGUCGGUGUUUCUUCCUAAAGUUCAUCCCAACGAGCCAUGGGAAUUUGUCGCUGACUUCAGCAACAUGAAGUAUUUAAAUCCUACUAUUACAGAUUUUUCUGUAAUUGGAGAAAGUGGCAACUAUGAACAUUGGAAAUAUAGUGUAGAAUAUUCGGAACUACUCUCCUAUUGGCCGCAUUUAUCUAAUACAGCAAUAGCGCAUUUCGACGUUAAGUCUAACUCUAAAACCGAUGAAUACUUUAUUUACUCCAAUCAUCGAACUUGUAUGUUUAUGGGUCUUUAUUGUUUGGAUUCUAUAAGCAAAUUUAAGUGUUCAAAAUCGACUGUAACCAAUGGGGCAAAUUGUCUAGAAUCUGUAACUUACCAAUGUCCAGCAUUCCUUUCUGCAUUUUGCAAGCGCGAAGUACUAUAUCAGAGAAAUUCCAUUAAGAGGAACUUACUUCAAAAAUUUCUUAACUGAAGGCAAGGCACAUUGAGACACACGCGACGCAACCCACGCAGGGCAUCACACGCCACGUUUUUGUAUCAUGUAGUUAGCAUUGCACGCCCGCAUAUUAGGACGCAGCACAGCUUAAGCCACGAAUGUGCCAAACAAAACGUGUGUCGCCCAGUGUUCGAGACACAGAUUUCGUGAGCGAAUGUGGCAGAAUAAUUGCAAAACAAUGCAGUAAGAACUUAUUGAGGCUGUCAGAAAAUUUCCUGUUCUAUAUGAUACAAAUGAUCCCUCAUAUAUGAAAUCCAAACUAAAAGAUGACAUCUGGAACACGAUUGCUAAACAUGUUAAAUUAAAAACCUAAAGCGAGGCAAAACAAAGUUGGCUAAAAUUGCGAGGUUGUCAUCCUGAAGCAUUACGUAGACAGAAAAAUACUUUUAAAAAUGGAUCUGCUGCAACCGUGAUAAAACUCUGGAAAUACCAGAAUCAAAUGGAUUUUCUCUAGUCCCUUAUAUGGGAAAUCGACCACGCGAGGGUAACCUAGAUCUCGAAAGCGAAGAAGAACAAACACAGGAUUUGUCUCAAAAUGCAGACAGUGAUACUUCAGUUCAUGAAAAUGAAAACACUGAAAACUUGUCCGCAGAGGAGAAUACCGAAACCGAACAUUUGCUAAAUAAAAAUACAAUAAGUAAUUCUGGUAUUUCUAAAUCAAUGUCGGACACAAUUGUUCAGAAAAAUAAGCAAAUGAAAAAAGAUGAUAUAGCCGGCAUACUGAAGAAAUCGAUGAUUCGACGGAAAAAAAGAGCUGAAGAACGGGCAAUUGAAAGAAAAAAAGCCAGUGAAGAGGCAGUAACGCCUCAACGUGAUGGACUUCAAAAGUUUUUUUUUACUAGCACACCCCUACAGUCUCCUGGUACAGAGGCGCUAGAGACAGUCAGUGCGCAGUCCAAAGACACCGCAUCAUUUUUUCAUAACUCUUCAGUUUAACAAAAAUGCAUUCCAGUGUUAUUUUUUUUUAAAUAAAUAAAUUUUUAGUUUA
Anthonomus grandis grandis is the source of this 1862-nucleotide messenger RNA. RefSeq lists its product as uncharacterized. Bases 290 to 850 code for a protein of 186 amino acids. NCBI's taxonomy places the organism in Eukaryota, Metazoa, Arthropoda, Insecta, Coleoptera, Curculionidae. The transcript is spliced from 5 exons. The record is from RefSeq and is a predicted model, not a curated record.